Molecule: messenger RNA, 5027 nt
Organism: Sciurus carolinensis (gray squirrel)
Lineage: Eukaryota; Metazoa; Chordata; Mammalia; Rodentia; Sciuridae
Product: KIAA0586 ortholog
Biological process (GO): smoothened signaling pathway
Cellular component (GO): centriole; ciliary basal body
Source: RefSeq, a predicted model, not a curated record
GGUGUUGACCCGCGGGCACUAGAGGCUGUUGUCAGAUUAGACCACUGACUGCGCGGUUGCCGGGUUUUCUGGAGACGCGGAGUGAAUUUGUGCGUCCAGCGAUUGCAUCUGGAAGCGUAUGUAAGACUGUAGGUGAAAAUUUUAUUCAGAAGUCUUAUGAACCCAGAAGGAAGUUCUUCCAUUCAGAAUUGUGGGACUAGGUUUGUUGCUAACAAUAUGAAAAGCUCUGAGGUUAACCUGGAAAAGAAAAAAAGGGUUAAAAUGCCAGCGAGGAGACGUCGUGAGGUCCUUUCUUCAAAUCAGGGAGACAAUUUGGCUUUGCGGAAAGAUGAGUUGCCCUAUGUUCCUCCAGUGUUGUCUGCAAAUAAACGUCUUCCUGUUCGAAUGGGGACUAACUUGAAUGGAACAUUGCAUGGUUCUUCGGAUAUAACUUCUGCUAGAAAUUAUCACAAGCCUCCAUUAGAAAAUUCCACUGUAUCAGAAAGUGAUUUUUCUAAAGAUGUUGUAGUGCCGAGGUUACCUGUGGAUAAAACAGAAGAGAGCAACAGACAUAAAGCAAAUGACAUCUUUAUUUCUCAGUACACCAUGGGACAGAAGGAUGCUCUAAGAACAGUUUUAAAGCAAAAAGCUCAAAGCAUGCCUAUUUUUAAGGAAGUAAAGGUCCAUCUUUUAGAAGAUGCAGGCACAGAAGAGGAUACUGUUACAAAGGAGGCCAGAACUUCACCCAGUGCCAUUGAUUCUGCUACAACUGUAGCUGCAGCAACUGCUGCUGCCAUUGCAACAGCAGCUCCACUGAUAAAGGUGCAGAGUGAUUUGGAAGCCAAAGUUAAUUCUGUCACAGAAUUACUUAAUAAGUUACAGGAGACGGAUAAACACUUACAACGUGUUACAGAGCAGCAAGCAACCAUUCAGACUAAACAAGAGAAAUUACAUUGUCAUGAUCAUGAGAAGCGGAUGAAUGUAUUUAUGGAGCAGCACAUUAAGCAUCUUGAAAAAUUACAACAACAACAAAUAGAUAUUCAGACUCAUUUUAUUAGUGCUGCACUAAAGACUAAUAGUUUUCAGCCUGGUAGCAUGCUCCCUUCCAGAGCAAUGGAAAAGUGUUCUGUGAAACCAGAACAUCCUCUUCCUCAUCCUCACAGCAGCAACCUGUCUUCACAUCACACAUUUACUUCCAACAAGGUAAAAAUAUUUAAGGUCGAAGAUAUGGAUUUUGAUGAACAGAAAUCUCCUUUGGAGACGCCAGCUCCUCGCAUUGCUCCUGUACCUGUUUCAAGAAAUGAUGAAAUGUCGAAGAAGGAAAAUCCCAUAGAAGAAAAAGAAAACAUGGAAAUGUUAGGUCAUAGAGGAAAUGUAACACUAUUGGAACAAAUUUUGAAUAAUAAUGAUUCUUCGAUAAGAAAAAGUGAAUCAUUAGACAUAUCGUCACUAACUGGGCCAAAAAUGGGAUGGAAUCUUGAGAAAAAAGACAGUGUUGAAGCUCUGCCUUCUCAAAGAUUUCCCUCCUAUGAAGAUCUAGGCAUAUCUAAAGUGACUACGCAGAAGUAUAAUGAUGUUCUUCAUGAUCUUGGCCAAAAGAAGAAAGAAACAAACGACGUGCUCCAGCCAAAAGACUUGCCAAUUAUGAUGAGGCUUGCUGAUCUUCCACAGAAUUCUGUUAAGCUUCAAACAGUCAAUACAACAAGAUCUGUAUUGAAAGAUGCUGAGAAGAUUUUGAGAGGAGUACAAAAUAACAAAAAAGUACUUGGAAACCUAGAAGCCAUUAUUCGUGCAAAGGAUGGAGCUGCUAUGUAUUCAUUUAUCAAUGCUUUAUCCACUAAUAGAGAAAUGUCAGAGAAAAUUAGGAUCAAAAAGAUAGUAGAUGAGUGGAUUAAAACGAUUUCUGCAGAAUUCAGGUAUGAUGAACUGGCAAGAAAAGAUCAUGAAAAAAGGAGAUCUGAUCUUAAGAAUCAAAGGACGAAGAAAGCUCAGAAUAUGAGUAAAGAUAUUAAAGCCAACACACAAGACAAAACUGUGAACAGAUCUAUAAUCCCAAGACAGCAUUCUCAAAAACGAAUAGAGGAGCGUUUGAGAAGUCCACCUGUGAGGAGCACACCUGCGUCAGGUGUACAGAAAGAGAGAAAAGAAGGGCAUUUGAAGUCAGCCACAAUGAUACAAGAUGAGGAUUAUAUGUUACAAAUAUAUGGAAAACCCGUUUAUCAGGGCCAUCGUAGCACUCUUAAAAAAGGACCAUAUCUCAGAUUUAAUUCUCCAUCUCCUAAGUCUAAACCACAGAGACCAAAAGUAAUAGAACGAGUUAAAGGUAAGGAGCCUCAUUUUAAAAUCAAUAAGACACAAACUGACUUUUAUGCAACAAAAUCUAUGAAGACGGAUUCUAAGAUGCGGCGUCCCAUUACUACACCACCUCAUGGUGAUCAGCAAUAUGUGUUCAGCCCAAGCAGAGAAAUGCCCACUCUUUCAGGUACACUGGAAGGUCAUCUAAUUCCUAUGGCAAUUCUUUUAGGACAAACCCAAAGUAAUAGUGAUUCUGUGAGGCCUACUGGAGUGAUUGUAAACAAGCCACACCCUAUAACUGUGACGACUUCUAUUCCUCCAUCAUCUCGAAAAGUAGAAGAACUGGGUAAAGAAAGCCACAUAGCAGUUGUAGAAAUGAAGUCAGAAAAAAAGGAUCCUCCUCAGCUUUCUGUACAGGUAUUACCCAGUGUAGACAUCGACAGCAUUUCAAAUUGUAGUGCUGAUGGUGGUUCCCCUCUGCAGAGUCCCAGAGAAGCCCCUCUUCCUCAGCUGCAGACCUGGAUACAGGUAAUUAUGAAGGUAGAUGAAGAAGAUGUGAAGUUUCCAGGGAGUAACUUUGAUGAAGUAAUCGAUGUUGUACAGGUCGAGGAAAAAUGUGAUGAAAUCCCAGAAAGCUCUGAACCAUUACUAGAGUACAGAAGUGUUCAAGUUGCUUCUACAAAGUAUAAUGGUCCUCCAUUUCCACCAGUUGUUUCUAGUUUUCAGCCCACUACUGACAUUCUGGAUAAAGUAAUUGAGAGAAAAGAAACAUUGGAAAAUAGUUUAAUUCAGUGGGUAGAACAAGAAAUAAUGUCAAGGAUUAUCUCUGGGCUCUUUCCAAUCCAGCAGCAGGCCAGACUUAAUGCCAGUGUUUCAGUCAGUGAGGCAAGUGAACCAUUGAACCUGACAUUGGUAAUGGAAGGAACAAGCUGUGGUGCUCUCCAGCUCUUUGUUGAUGCCGGGGUUCCUGUGAAUUCAGACAUGAUUAGUCAUUUCGUGAAUGAAGCUCUGGCUGAGACCAUUGCUGUCUUGCUGGGUGACAGAGAAGCAAAAAAGCAAGAUCCUGUGGGUACAAGUUUUUCUGGAGAUGUCUUAUCAAAGGAAACAUGUUUUCCGGCAAGAGUGUGUACCCCUGUGGCUACUCCACAGCCUACUCCUCCUCGCUCACCUUCCUCACCUCCUAAGGACCAUGUGUUAGUGAAAACUCCAGAUUCUUCUCCCUGUGAUUCAGAUGGUGAUGUGGCUCUUCCUGUAAAAGAUGUAUUUGCUGAAAAAGGAAAUGAUAUACCUACUAUGAUGCUUGUGAAUACUCCAACAGUUACCCCUGUUACUUCACCUCCUCCAGCAGCUGCUCUUACCCCAACUUUGUCAGAGAUUUCCAUUGAUAAAUUGAAGAUAUCAAGCCCAGAGCUUCCCAAGCCAUGGGGGGAUGGAGACCUGCCAUUGGAUGAGGAGAAUCCUAACUCUCUUUUAGAAGGAUUUCUUCACCCAAGAGCUAUUGUAAUGUCUGUGGCUAAAGAUGAAGAACCUGAGAGUAUGGAUUUCCCUGCUCAGUCUGCAUCUCCAGAGCCAGUUCCCAUUACACCAUUUCCUGCAGGCACCAAGGCUCCUUCUCCCUUACAGAUGCCAAGUUCUGGUUCCUCAACACUGGAGAGCACUUUGAGCGUUACUGUCACGGAAACAGAAACUUUAGAUAAACCCAUCUCUGAAGGAGAGAUUUUAUUUAGCUGUGAUCAAAAAUUUACUACCAAGAGUUUAGGAGCUGGAGGAAUAUGUCUGACAAACCUAAAUGAUAGCUUAUCUAGCACUUUGCAAGAUGCUCUUGAAAUGGAAGAUGAUCCUCCCAGUGAAGGACAAGUGAUGAGGAUGCCCCAUAAAAAGCUUCGUGCAGAUGCAAUUCUUUCUCUUCUUACUAAACAAAAUCAAGAAUUAUUGGUCUCACAGCAAUCAGUCUAUUACUCAGAGGAUUUGGAACACAGUGUUGGUGAACUUAGUGAAGGACAAAGGCCCAGACUGACAGCAGCAGCAGAAAAGGUCCUAAAGGAACAUUCUCUGUAUCUGAAGCAGCCUGUUGCUAACGCAGAGUCUUUGAAUCAGCCAUGUGAUGCUACACCAUUUUUUCAGCAAUUUGACACAGUUUCAGGUGGUAUUUUUGAAGAUUCGUGUGCUAGUCAUGGUCCAAUGAGUUUGGGAGAGCUGGAGUUGCAGCCAAAAACUCACGUCUUUCUUCCCAAAACACUUUUGGCAACACAAAAAAAUGAUGUUAAUUUACAGGAGGCAGCUGAAGAUUUUUCUCAGUACCAACAACAGCAAGAUCAGGAUAUUAAGGAAGUUGAACACAAGCCAGUACAAAGUCGUUUAAUACAUGUGAGAAGUAAAUCUGAUAUUACACUUUCACAACAAGGUGGUGAGGCAGUGCCACUCUUCACUUCUCAGAUGUCGCCUGCUAAGAUGUCCGUGACACUGCCCUCGAUGAAACUCGAGGAUUGCUCUCAGUCUCUGAGCAUCAGCACCAUGCAGGAAGACGUGGAGUCCUCAGGGGCGGAUACCUUCUGAGUGGGAAGUGAGAGCCAGCCUGUUUAUGAAGGCAUUUCACUUUGGCUUAAAAAACCACCUCUCAAGCUGUUUUGGUCUUUGAGCAUAUUCUGAAAAAACAUUUCUAAUUUUUUAUUCAGAUGAAAAGUACAAUUUUGGUAUUUAGGUAAAGUUUUUGAAUAAAAUAAAUAUAAAUCAUAAGCCUGUCUGUGAGUUGU